AUGUCGCGAACCGUGGAUCUGACCUCGAGCGGGGACGAGGAUGUAUCGGAAACAAUGUUCAAAUCGUCUCAAUCUGCGCAAAAGACACCAAGACCAAAAAAUAACACGAAUGCCAACAAGGGCAGCACAAGUGGUAUUAUUGACACAACUGGAAAGGAUGGAUCAGCAACACCUGAUAAUGUACAGGCAAACAUCGAGCAGGAACGAAAGUCCAUCAAGGCCAGGCUUAAAGCUAUCAGCCAACAAAUUCAGGAAUUGCAG
Sphaeroforma arctica JP610 is the source of this 261-nucleotide messenger RNA. RefSeq lists its product as hypothetical. NCBI's taxonomy places the organism in Eukaryota, Ichthyosporea, Ichthyophonida. The record is from RefSeq and is a predicted model, not a curated record. The transcript has a single exon. The annotation marks the transcript as partial.